AUGACUCCGACACUUCCUAUAGGAAACGUUCGAACUGUCAACUGGUCUUCUGCUCAAAGCGGCAUAAAAUCAAUUCCCGCCCUAAAUGUCUUGAAUGUUACUUUGGAAGAUGAAAAUAGCAUCAAGAUACAGGUUGCAUCUCCAAAGGGAUCUAAUAAACUGCGGGUCAAAACCAUCGAAUUAGUAGCAGCCGAUGCCGAAAAGGCUAAAGAAUGGGUACCGUUAGUAAAUAGGGCCGCAUACAAAGAUUCCAAGAGAGGCAAGCGUUUCAAAGUGAUCAUCAACCCGUUCAGCGGCACUGGUAAAGCAUCGGAAACAUUUCAUAAGGAAGUAAAGCCACUGUUCGAAGCUGCUGGAUGCACAUGGGAUAUCACGUUUACUGAAAAAAAAAAUCAUGCUAAAGAAAUAGCACAAACGCUGGCGCUUAGCAUGUACGAUGCCAUAGUCGCCGUAAGUGGUGACGGGAUUGUGCAUGAACUAAUUAACGGCUUGUUAUCGAGACCAGACGCAGCCGAAAUUACGACUCCCAUUGGAUGUAUCCCGGGUGGCAGUGGAAAUGGCAUAUCGGUUUCUCUCACCGGAAAUAAAUAUGGAUACAGUGCUUCAUAUUCUGCUUUGGGCGUCAUAAAAGGCAAACCGUUCAAAAUGGAUAUCUGCUCAAUAACUCAAGGAAAUAACCGCUACUUCAGCUUUAUUUCCCAGACUUAUGGCAUUGUGGCUGAUUGUGAUCUGGGCACAGAGCAUCUUAGAUGGAUGGGUGAUCUGCGCUUUACUUGGGGUGCACUCAAGUGCAUCCUUCAAGGCAAACGCUAUAGCUGUGAAAUAGCCGUAAAGAUUGAACAAGACAAUCUCCAAACAAUCAAAGAAUCGUAUCGUAAUUCACAACAGAACUCUAAUGCUGCCGGACCACCGGCAAACGACACUAUUUCGGGAUCUAUUGCAGACACUUACGGUUCCGUCAAUGAUGAAAAAGUACCGGAUGAUUGGGUUACUUAUAAUGAAGAUGUUUGGAUGAUUUAUGCUGGAAAGAUCCCAUAUGUGGCGAGGGACAUGUGCUGUUUUCCUUGCGCUUCACCAAAUGACGGACUGUUGGAUCUAAUGCUUGCGUUUAAAAAGAAUGUUAGUCGAACCAAGGCAAUUAAAUUCAUGGGAUUAAUGGAAACUGGAAAACAUAUCGAUGCCAAGGAGAUGAUUUACUGCAAAGUAAAGGCAUUCCGUUUAACUCCUAAGACUAUCGCAAACACAUACAUAUCAGUUGAUGGAGAAAGUGAACCUGUGGAGCCAAUCCAAGUUGAAGUUCAUUCUCAAUUGAUUACUUUUUUGUCGUUGACGGGUCGGUAUGCUCCAGUUAAAAUAUAA
Paraglomus occultum is the source of this 1359-nucleotide messenger RNA. Lineage: Eukaryota; Fungi; Glomeromycota; Glomeromycetes; Paraglomerales; Paraglomeraceae. The record is from the annotation of a GenBank genome assembly.